GAAAUAGGUUUGGAUGAGAACGAAGGAAAUACUCGACUGGGAAAGGAAAGUAAUCGAUAUUGUUUAGACCGAUCUACAGAUGUAAUUCUAAGCAGGGAUUAUUCAAAUUACCAAACGAACAAUACAUUUCAUGCUUCAACAAUAUCUAAAAAUAUUCAUGGAUACAUGAAUCCUGAGAUGAUGCCUAACAGUUUAAUGAGUAAUAUUAACAAUAGACUGUUUAAUUUAACACAUUCUGGAGGUUAUUCUACAUGCUCUUCAUCUGGUGCCUGUUCUGUUUGCUCUCCAUCUGCCUAUACAACAACUAUGACAACAAUUACAUCAUCAAUAGCCGGAACAAUGUCAUCGAUAGCAGCACAACCGCCACCACCACACGCACCACAACCACAGUCGACAUCAAUGACGUGUUCAAGAGUUGUUGGACAAGAGAACAAGAAUAAAAAACUCCGCAAACCACGAACAAUCUAUUCCAGUAUGCAAUUACAACAGCUCGCUAAACGAUUUCAUUUAACUCAAUACUUAAGUUUGCCAGAAAGAGCUGAAUUGGCGGCUUCACUGGGACUUACACAAACACAAGUGAAAAUAUGGUUUCAAAAUAGGCGGUCAAAAUUUAAAAAAUUAAUCAAUCAAGGUCAUGAUGUUUCACUUUUAACAACAAAUUCAAUGACAUGUAAAUCAGAAACAAGUGAUUUAAACAACCAAUCAGAGAAUUUCUAUGAAGACUGUCAUCAUGAUAUGCUGAUGAAAAAUUUACCGUGUGAAACAGAUUUCAUGCAUUCAGAUGACCUCCCCAUAGAUUCAUCAUCAGGUUUUGAAAAUAGUAAUUCCAACAGUCCAAUUAUUAAAUCAGUAGUUAGUAUUAGUAGUAGUAAUUCACCGGAAAAUACUAUCCAUCAUAAACAUUGUUUCAUGAAAUCUGAUUUACAAGCCUCAUGUGAAUUGAGACAAGAUACCGAAGUGACUAUGACUUCAAAUCAUCAUCACCCGACAUGGCGUACAAAUAUUAAAGAUUAUUAUGCAAUGCCUACAGACAGUCACCAUUUGGGUCAGAAUCCAGCAAAAUUGAACGCAUUCAGCAGAAAUGAUGAGCAAAUAAGUCAAAAUUUUCAUUCAAUCGAUUGUAAUGAAACACUGGGGGUAGAUAAUUUAUCAAAAUCUGAUCAUUAUUGGACAAAAUCUUUGUUUGAAUCAUCUAAUUAUUGUUUACCAAUGGCGGAUAGAUUGAAUUCAUGCGCACAUUUCAAUCCAAAAGUAUACUCUACACCAAAAUGUGAUAAUCAUAGUAAUACUAAUGAGGAAUAUAAUAAUACUAAUGGUGAUCCGAAUGACGAUAGUGGUGCUGACCAAAACGACUGUGAAUGUGAUACCAACGGCAGCAAAAAUGUGAAUGUUCACAGUUUGUGCCAUUUUAAUAAAUGCCUCAACGAUAAUCACUGUUAUUUACAUCAAAACAUCAAUGCUAGUGAGAUAAAGAAUUCUGGACUGGUCUACACCAAACCUAUAUCAUCACCAUGUUUGACAACAUCCAUAGCCUAUCCAUAUCAAGGAUGGAGAAAAUAUCGACUGGGUAGUGAUUCUGUCCAAUCAGUUUAUCCUGAAAAUUUGAGUAACUCUCUUAAAUUACCACAGGAGUUAUUCCCCUCAACUGUCUAUCCUUCUUAUUCCUCGGACAAUUUGUCUCAAUCCAUUACGUUGCCACAACAAACAGUAUUAUGGUCUACUGAAAUACAUGAAAAAUCCCCAACAGAUCUUAUUAAUAAUGCUACAACUAAUAUGAACCCAUUUGAUGGAAUCUAUGAGUGUUCAGCUGAAAAUGAACCACAAUUCCCUGAUCCAUGUGAUGAACAAGCAAUUAAUCAAGUGUUAAUCCCUACAACAACAACAGCACUGGCAACAUCAGCAUUUGGCUCAUCUACAAUGUGA
Trichobilharzia szidati is the source of this 1923-nucleotide messenger RNA. NCBI's taxonomy places the organism in Eukaryota, Metazoa, Platyhelminthes, Trematoda, Strigeidida, Schistosomatidae. The record is from the annotation of a GenBank genome assembly.